Bactrocera neohumeralis is the source of this 1912-nucleotide messenger RNA. RefSeq lists its product as uncharacterized. The record is from RefSeq and is a predicted model, not a curated record. The transcript is spliced from 3 exons. Lineage: Eukaryota; Metazoa; Arthropoda; Insecta; Diptera; Tephritidae. Bases 245 to 742 code for a protein of 165 amino acids.
UGUUUGAUUCUAACCGCUUAGCAAUGAAAUGUUUGCUGUAUGAACACGUAGCACUAAAAAUGUGUAGUCUAUAUGGAGCAAAUUCAACAAGGUCUAUUUGGAUAAAGGCAAGUACAUAUGUAUAUAAAUAUUGGUAUUAUAACUUCGUUUAAUUAUAAUGUGUAUAUAAUUCAGACUCGUGGCCAAAUGUUUUGGGAAGUCGACUGCCAGGUUAAUUCAGUUGCGUUUUUUAAACAACUUCCGAAUGAAGCGCAAUUCUUUUAUUAAAUUGUGCAUUAUGUUGAAAGGUUUGGAGAAGAAAAACACUAACUACCGCAAAGCAAUUCCAUUAGAGAAACGCAUUGCUAUUGCUUUAUAUGCUCUUGGCUCUUCAGCAGAAUACCGAACAAUUGGAAAUAUGUUCGGAAUUGGUAAAAGCACUGUCUGCUCCAUUCUAAUUGAUUUCUGUCAUGAAGUCUGGCGUUGUUUGUGGCCUUUGUAUUUGAAGAAAUUCCCAAUGAACGAAAUUCAAUUGCGCGAGAAUUUUUUAAAUGGUUUUGAGUCAUUGGGUUUCCCUCAAGUGUUAGCAGCUAUAGAUGGUUGUCAUAUAGAAGUUCGCCCAGCUGCAGAAGAUGCUGUUGACUACUACAAUUACAAAGGCUGGUAUUCCACAGUUCUUUUGGCUUUAGUAUCUACAAGAUGUCGCUUUAUAUACAUCAACGUUGGUAGUCCAGGCCGUUGUAAUGACUCUUCAAUAUUUUAGAGAUCAUCUUUAAAAAUCGAGUUGGCACAAUCUACUUUUGUAAAGACAUGAGUAAACAAAUAUCGUCAGUUAAUGUUCCAGUCGUUUUGUUGGGCGACUCUGCGUUCAAAUUUGAUGAACAUUUGAUGAAACCGUAUCCAUUUUGUGUAAACCAAUCUUUGGAUAAAAAAAAAUUCAACUAUGUACUAUCGAAAUGCCGAAGAGUAGUGGAGAAUGCUUUCGGUCAUUUAAAGGGAAGGUUUAGACGGGUUGGAAUAGGUUUGGAUAACCACAUGGCCAACACGAAAAUCGUCAUAAAAGCGUGCUGCGUUUUGCACAACUUUUUAAAUGAGGAAAAUGAUGAAAUUAAUGAAAAGUAGAUUAUUCGAUUAUUGGCAUUCUGUGGGCGUGGCAAUUGUGCGAUUACAUCCAGCUGUACCAAGUUGCGUUAAGAAAUCUCCAUUUUACUCAAGUUAUAGCAUACACAGCCGAACAGAUAAUCCCCGUAUUUGAACUCGUUUCAACAUCAUCAUCAUCUUGAUUAUUUAUAUAUACACAACCCUUUAUCAAACUUGAUUAAUUUUAUGUAAUACACACAACAGUUAGAUAAACAAAACUAUUAUACUCUGAAGCAACAUGUUGUGAAUUGUAGUUCUUAAUUUGCUACUAUUUACAAAAAAUGGAAAAAUUGAACUCAGUAAAAAUACAAACAAAUUUUACAUAAAAAUAAAUAAUUAUUUGCCGAUCAUCCAUUUAGCAUUUCUUCAUACAAAAUAUAUUAUAAAAUUGAGUCCGAUAAUUUGAAAAUGAACCAUUUUACUUUUCUUGCCAUGUUCCGUAGAAGUUUCUCUUUUUAUACUCUUGCAACCAGUUGCUACAGAGUGUUACGGUUUUGUUCACCUUACGAUUGUACGUAUCACCUAAAACUAACCCUGCCAACCAUGAGCGGGUAAAAAACCAGAUAAUCAAUGGGUAAGCAUGUGGGUAAACAUGCGGGUAAACAUGUGCAGUUUGCCAUAGGCCGAGCGAAUAUUCUACCCACACACGUACGUAUACAUGUGAUCAUACAUCUUUGUUGCGCUCAUUCAGCAGUGUUAUAUAAAAAAUAUAUCUGUCCUGCUCUAAUAUCCCCAAUUGAUGACUGAUGCAGGGUUGCAUUUUAAACAGCUGAUGCAUAGUUGCAUUUUUUGA